CAAAGCUAAACCCAACGCCGCUUCAACGAAAGAAGUCGCCGGAUAUUCUCCACCCCCACUACUAGUCAACAGUCAACAAGGUAGUAAUAUGAGUCAGCUUGGUUUUUCACACUUUCGCAUCUCUAUCAAAAGGACUGGUUUAAGAAACAUUUCUGGAGUGUUGUCUUUAAGGUGCUUUUUUUCUUGUCCUAGCUCAGCAGAAAUAAAUCCUUCUCCAUUUCGACUGCUUGGACCUCCAGAAAUCUCUCAUUCAACAGUUAAUGCGACCCCAGGUCUAGUUGAUACCCAAGACUUCUUCUCUGAUGAAAAACUACUUCGGGAGAAAUGCUAUCUUAGAUCACGUGAUCCGUGUUUUCAAUUUUAUGAAAAGCGUAGAAAAAUUAAAGCAGUUGAUAGUCUGGUGAACUAUUUGGAGAAUUCUUGGUACCACUGUCCACAUACUACCCUCAAACUCAUUUGCCUCCUGAGGAACACUAGUUAUUUUAGAAACCUAAGAAGAGAGGAGUUCUUUGUGGCAGCUAUGUGGCUCCACCAAUACCACCCUAAAACGUUAGCGUGCAAUGUGAAAACAUUUGCCAAAUUUGGGUGUUUGAAAGACUUGCUGGAAAUCCUCCGUCGGAUUGUCAAUAGUGGCAUCCCAAAACAUACAUAUUUCAUGGACAGCGAAGGACUUGAAAGGAGAGAGGGAAUUUCAAGAAGGAUAAAGAAAAAUAUGAGAAGCAAAAUACUUAUAAGGAUAAAGAUGAGAAGGAAAAAUAUGAAGGUUGUGAAGGAUAAGACAAAGACUAAGAAGGAGACGUCAACAUUUUUGAGAAUGGUAAAAAGAAAUAUGAUGUUAAAAGAGGACUUUGAGAAGAGAUUGAAGGCUCUGAAGGAUAGGACGAAUGCUGAGAAAAUGAGAAAGGAGAAAAUAAAUAUGAUGGUAAAAAAAGCCAUUCGGCGGUACAAUUACGAUAAAAAUUACCGUUUCUUAUAUGAUCGGAUUUCUGAUCUCUUUGCCAAGCUACUUAAGGCUGAUCUUGAGCACUUGAAUUCUGGGCAGACAGCAAAAAUUAGUUUGGCUUCAAAAUGGUGCCCUUCUCUUUACUCUUCUUAUGAUUAUUCAACUUUAUUUUGUGAGAGUGUUGCCAGGAGGCUUUUCCCUUAUGAUUCUUGUCCUGAAUACAAAGGGAUCGAUGAGGCUCACUAUGUUUACAGAGUUCGAAACCGUUUACAAAAAGAAGUUCUUGUCCCACUUCGCAAAGCCUUAGAGUUACCGGAAAUUUACAUGAGUGCCAAUCAAUGGAACUUACUUCCAUACGAUCGAAUCUCAUCUGUUGCCUUCAAAACUUACAAGCGUGCAUUCUAUAAGCAUGACCGAGAAAGGUUUUUGCAGUACCUUCAAAAUGUGCAGUGCCUUGAAAUGCCAAAAACCACUGCCAAGGAUUUACUUCCUCAUGAGAUAUUAAAACUUUUUCAGUACGCUAAUGGUCAUGAAGUUGCUGAACUGCAAUGGAAAAGGAUGCUGGAUGCUUUCUCUAAGAAUGGGAAAUUUGUCAAUUGCAUUUCAACGUUUAACAGUAAUGAUUGGACAGAUGAAUUCUGCUGUGGCUUUACAUUGAUGACUUCUGAACUCUGUGCAAGCCCUUGGAAGGGAAAGGUCCUUAAGUACAGUGAUAAUCCUGAGGUGGUGAGCAUCAAGGGAGAUGAUCUUCAGUCAAGGAUAAAUUUUUGUAGACUAAAUAAUGUUGUGAGCCCAAAAGGAGAUGGUAAUGAUACUAAACCAUGGGGCCUGCUGCUAUUAUCAUUCUUGGAUAAAAUUUUGGAAACUGCAAUAGACCUGAAUGUGAGAAAACAGGACAUGAUCAAAAGGGUUUUCAUGUUUGAAGGUAAACGCCCUAAUUGUGCGUCUAGUUGCCAUUAUGAAAGCUGUUGUGGGGAUCAUGAUUGUGGCUGGAGAAAGAACUAUGAAGCAAUGAAGGAGAAGUUUGAAGUGAAUGGGUAUGUGAUGCCCCAAAUUACGCAUUGGGAAUGGGACAUGACAUGCAUGAGUAAAUUUGGACUGAAAUAUCCGGAAGUGAUAUCAUUUGAAGGUGGUCUGACACACAUAAGAGGACUCUUCAAGACAAGUUUCAGAUUUUUUGUGGAGGGAGAUGGAACCCUGAAUUUAAGAGCUAUGAUGGAUUCGGAGAUUUGCAGUGCAGAUGACCCAGAACUUUUAGUGCACGAUUGAUUUUAUUUUAUUUUAUAAUUUUGUUACUCUCUUUUUAGCU
Messenger RNA from Quercus lobata, 2252 nucleotides. RefSeq lists its product as uncharacterized. The transcript is spliced from 2 exons. NCBI's taxonomy places the organism in Eukaryota, Viridiplantae, Streptophyta, Magnoliopsida, Fagales, Fagaceae. The record is from RefSeq and is a predicted model, not a curated record. The coding region runs from base 89 to 2212 and encodes 707 amino acids.